AUGGGCAGGAGUUGCGCAGGCGCACAUGGUGAAAGUAGCGCGGGGGGCGGAGCGGAGAGGGGCGGGCUAUAUGAGACGAACGUGAGCGCGCGCGCCGCACUCCUGCGCUACCUUACCCAGUGCAUAUGUACAACUUUAUUUGAUGUUCUUAAUAGGAUCUCAUUCCUCCGGUCCGAAGAGCCAGUAUCUUAUAGCAAGAUGCAGACAUCUCUGGUUUGCCUGCUGGUCGUGGUAGCCGCUGCCGUUGCGGCACCGCAAAGAGAAGGGGCUGCCUUCACGAAGGAAGCCAUCAAACAGGCUCAGAGCACAUUCCUCAUCCCUAAGGAUGCUGAGAUACAGAAGGUACAGGAGGGCAUCGAAUUGGCCGCCUACGAGUCGAUUCCCGGCAACCAGAGGAUCAAUCUGUUCGAUAUCCUCGGCGACCAGGUCCCCUCCGAGGUCAUCAACAACCUGCAGACCCAAAUAGACCAGGUCGGACGCCAGUAACAUCCCCAAAUGGAGCGUUAUUGUGUAACCCAGCGAUCACUUUCCAAUUGAUAAUCAGUAUACAUUCAACGCUGUAAUAUUAAGAGACAGUUAUCCUUAUUGUAAUAGCGAUGAAUUUUACACUGCACGUCAAAUGAAAGGUAUCGUUAACGUGUCUUUACACUUAGGCUGGGUAUAAUGUCCCGCCUCGGAGAAUCUGUUGACUAAUAUUUAAUUUAUUGGUUGUGCUCCAGUGAUUGUGAUAUUGUGUAACACAUUACUUUUAUACUUUUUGUACAUAAAAUUUUAAUAUAAAUUAAUAAUAAAAUGAUCGAAUAAUAUGUUUAUUUUACACAAC
This is a messenger RNA of Diatraea saccharalis (sugarcane borer), 823 nucleotides long. NCBI's taxonomy places the organism in Eukaryota, Metazoa, Arthropoda, Insecta, Lepidoptera, Crambidae. The record is from the annotation of a GenBank genome assembly.